CCUUAGACUCCUUGCGGUGGAUUCGGGGCGCUGGUUGGGAAGGCCGGCCUCCCGGGCCUGCGCCGUCCACCCAUUCUUUUGUUGGUUGAGCCUCUUUUCUGCCAUGAGCCUUAGUGUGGGCUUAGCUUCUUGUCUUGGUUUGCCGAGUGCCAGUUUCUGUUUGUCUGGAGAGAGUAUUAUUGAGAAGGGAAUUUUAUGGGGUACACAUCGAGGCUAUCGAUCAUAGCUCCUGCUUUAAGCUUUCAGGGCGGUUUUUACUCAGUUCUUGCAGAAUUGGGACCCGUGGUGGCCGAAGGGGAAAUGAACUCGCUGGCCCGGAGUUUAUUUUCACCAGGAAGAAAAAUGGCAUCUGUUGCAGUUGAUAUACAACCUAGUGUGGUGACUAGGGUGGCCAGCCUGCCCUUGGUGAGCUCCACAUACGACUUGGUCUCCUCUGCUUAUGUCACUACAAAAGAUCAACAUCCCUACUUGAAGUCUGUGUGUGAGAUGGCAGAGAAGGGCAUGAAGACCAUCACCUCCGUGGCGGUGACAAGUGCUCUGCCCAUCAUCCAGAAGCUAGAGCCACAAAUUGCGGUUGCCAAUACCUACGCCUGCAAGGGGCUGGACAGAAUUGAGGCGAAACUACCUAUUCUGAAUCAGCCAACAGACCAGGUUGUUGCCAAUGCCAAAGGUGCUGUGAUAGGGGCAAAAGAUGCUAUGACAACUACUGUGACAGGGGCCAAGGAUUCUGUCGCCAGCACUAUCACUGGGGUGAUGGACAAGACCAAAGGAGCAGUGACUGACAGUGUGGAGAAGACAAAGUCUGUGGUCAAUGGCAGCAUUAACACAGUCUUGGGAAGUCGAAUGAUGCAGUUGGUGAGCAGUGGCGUAGAAAAUGCCCUCACCAAAUCAGAGCUGCUGGUAGACCAGUACCUCCCUCUCACUGAAGAAGAAUUAGAAAAAGAAGCAAAAAAAGUGGAAGGAUUUGAAAUAGUUCAGAAACCAAGCUAUUAUAUUAGACUGGGGUCUCUGUCUACCAAGCUGCGCUCACGUGCCUACCAGCAGGCCCUCAGCAGAGUUAAAGAAGCUAAGCAAAAAAGCCAGGAGACCAUUUCUCAGCUCCAUUCCACCGUUAACAUGAUUGAAUUUGCCAGGAAGAAUGUGCAUAGUGCGAACCAGAAAAUUCAGGAUGCUCAGGAUAAACUCUCUCUCACCUGGGUGGAGUGGAAAAGGAGCAUUGGCUAUGAUGAUACAGAUGAAUCCCAUUGUGCUGAGCACAUUGAGUCACGUACUCUUGCUAUUGCCCGUAACCUGACUCAGCAGCUCCAGACCACAUGCCACACUCUCCUGUACAACAUCGAAGGGUUACCACAGAACAUCCAAGAUCAGGCCAGCCACUUGGGGGUGAUGGCUGGUGACCUCUACUCGGUGUUCCGCAAUGCUGCCUCCUUUAAGGAAGUGUCUGACAGCCUCCUCACUUCUAGCAAAGGGCAGCUACAGAAAAUGAAGGAUUCUUUAGACGAUAUGAUGGAUUAUCUUGUUAACAACACACCUCUCAACUGGCUGGUAGGUCCCUUUUAUCCUCAGCUGACCGAUUCUCAGAAUCCUCAGGACCAAGUUGCAGAGGAAGACAAGACCUGCCAGGAAGCCCAGUAACCUGAGCACAAAACCCAUUAAGCUUAUCCCCUCCCUGUCAUCAGUGUUGGUGCAGCCAGCUUGACGAUACCUUCUGUUAAGUUAAAAUUAAUCUGCUAGACAGCCCUGAGUUAGUGAAGCAGUGGGCUAGAAAAUAGAUCCUCAAUUGUAAUUUCCAGCUGGAUUAAGAGCUCUAAAGUUUCUGGCAUCAGCAAGGGAGUUUUGUUACUUACUUGGCUGGUAAUAUAGAUUGGUCAGAACUUAGCCAGAAUUAACAAAAAGUUGCAGUGCAUGUGUGGUCUUCUGUUGCGGCUGUUGCUAUUGCAUUGAAUAAAAACACCUUCAUGUGUGUGGUGGUAUGAACUGGUAUUUGCUCUGAACAGGCAUCAUCAUUGGUUCGCUUCCCUUGUUUGCUUGUACAACUUCAGUGUUUUGUUUUUCAUAAAGGAAUAACCCCUUUGAAGUCAAUAAAAUUCACUGCAGAAUAGAUCUGUUUUAUGCUGUGUGUUCCAUGUGCUUUUUGUCUUGCUAUCAUAGAGCUGCCUGACAGGGUUACUAAUGUACAUACAUGAAUUUCAGUUGGCCGUUGGGGAAUUGGACACAUUGAUAACUUUGGAGACUAGUGUAAAAAAUGGAAUGUUUGAUUAUAACAAGUUUUUGACAAGAUGAAAGUUAACUGCCUAUUAAGAAUUGUAUUAGAUACAGUUGUUCCCUUCAUUUGCUCAUUUACUGGACUCUUGAGGGUGGGUUUUUAAGCCAGUAGAGGGAGCCACUCA
Talpa occidentalis (Iberian mole) is the source of this 2390-nucleotide messenger RNA. It is a transcript of the gene PLIN2, whose product is annotated as perilipin 2. Gene Ontology annotation, biological process: positive regulation of triglyceride storage; lipid storage. Gene Ontology annotation, cellular component: cytosol; lipid droplet. NCBI's taxonomy places the organism in Eukaryota, Metazoa, Chordata, Mammalia, Eulipotyphla, Talpidae. The coding region runs from base 196 to 1635 and encodes 479 amino acids. The record is from RefSeq and is a predicted model, not a curated record. The transcript has 8 exons.